AUGCCGAAGAAGCUCUCCAAGAACUCGUUCCCCCCGAGCUCCUCCACGCUCUCCUCCCUCUCGUCCAUCACGACCUCGUCCACGUCGACCACCAAUGCCGCCCUCACGCUCCUCCCCGCCUCGCUCGCCGACCCGGCCCUCCCCCUCCCGAAGCUCGUCGUCUUCGACCUCGACUACACCCUCUGGCCCUUCUGGGUCGACACCCACGUCGCCAUGCCCCUGAAGCCCAACAGCACCCACUCCGCCGGCAUCGACAAGUACGGCGAGGAGUUUGCCUUCUACGAUGACGUCCCCAACAUCAUGUACACGCUGCCCCGCGCCGGCGUGCGCAUGGCCGUCGCCUCGCGAACGCCCACUCCCAACAUUGCGCGCGACCUACUCAAGAUUAUCCACAUCCCACCGCCCCCUCCCGCCGACGAUGCGACCGCGCCCAGCAAGCCCGAGAAGCCGAAGCGCGCGACGGAUUUGUUCGAGGGUGGUAUCGAGGCGUACCCGGGGAGCAAGCUGAAACACUUUGAGAUCAUACAGAAGCGCACGGGGAUUCGCUACGAGGACAUGUUGUUCUUCGAUGACGAACCCCGGAACUUUGAAACCGAGAGCCUGGGUGUCACCAUGUACCUCAUCCGGGAUGGUACAUCAUGGAACGAGAUCGAGAAGGGUGUGCUCAAGUGGCGGACGAGAAGAGGACACAUCCAGGCACAAACUUCGACGGGGAUGGCCGCAUGA
Molecule: messenger RNA, 726 nt
Organism: Ilyonectria robusta
Lineage: Eukaryota; Fungi; Ascomycota; Sordariomycetes; Hypocreales; Nectriaceae
Product: acid phosphatase-domain-containing protein
Exons: 1
Coding region: 1-726 (241 amino acids)
Molecular function (GO): acid phosphatase activity
Source: RefSeq, a predicted model, not a curated record